AUGCCUUACACACCUCCCUCCCAGCUUUCGCCCGCAGCCUCCAAACAACCCAGUCCUACCCCGAGCAGGUCUCAUUCUUACAUGAAAGGACAAUCCGUCUCCUCGGAGUUGUCGGCUUCAUCCGGUCGACCAAACCUCCCUCGUUCCCACGGCUCAUCUUCAUAUCUUACCAAACAUCGGCGAAGUCCCUCGUUAAGCGAUGCCCAAAAUGAGAUCCUUCACAAUGGCGAGGUAUGCCUGGAGAAUGGGGCCUUUGAUCCCCAUGGCAGCAUCCGCAAGUCACCACCUCCGGUGAGCAAUGCGUUGAUACCUGCGGGGAUGACCAUUUCCCCUCCUGAGUCUUCUCACAAUUCUAGCGACGACGAAGAGCCCCAGAUACGGGGUCGGUCGAGGAAUCUUGAGUUAGAAAACCUGGAAGCUUUGCAAGCGGCCAUUAGGUCAAUAGAACAAAGAAAAGAAGGCUCACCCGAUCGAGGCAACGACUCCUCCACCACCCUCAACAUGGAUCUUGCAACUCCUCAAGUUGAUGGGCCUGCACAGCUCGAGCCCUUGCAAUUGCAACGGCCUCCUUUGUCACAGGAGGCCCGCAAAAUCUCCCACUCUCGGUCCUCUACAGACUCGAGCAUUGUUUUGGAUACUUCUAAAAUCCAAACUCCUCCUGUUCAUGUCCGACAAGACACCGAUGACAGCGACAGCGACACUCCUGUCAGCCACCCUCCCAUGGUCCGGAAGAAAUCGGGCGAACUGGUUCGUCCCGCUUUACGACCAUCCUCAAGGAGGCGGCCGUCGAGCAUGCCAGGGACACCUACCUAUUCCAAAGCUGUUCACUUCGACUCGCACCUUGAACAUGUGAGACAUUUCCUCCAAGUCGACAGACCACUUGCCGUCAGUGCUGGUUCCUCACCGGUAGAGAACUAUGAAAGUGAAGGCGAGUUCCCCUUUGGAUCGGACGAGUCAAGUGCGCGGCCUCAUUCGGCUCCCUGCGAAUGGGAGAUGCGUCUGGCAAACUUCCCGCCCGACUCUGAAGCUCGAAGGUCAUCUCCUGUCUUCGUGGAAAGAGUUUUCUUAUCCUCCGAUUACAAGAACCUCAUCGGCACUGUUGCCGUCCAGAACCUCGCGUUUCAGAAGUCCGUUGUCGCUCGAUUCACUCUCGAUUAUUGGAAGACCACUUCCGAAGUUGUGGCCGAUUACAACAACGAUGUCCGUCGGAAGCAUAAUCAGGACCACCUCGACCGCUUCAACUUCAGCAUCAGGCUUGCCGAUCAAGCCAACCUGGAGAGCAAAACACUGUUCUUCUGUGUUCGUUACACUGUCAGUGGUCAGGAAUUCUGGGACAACAAUGGUACUUUCAACUACCAAGUCGACUUUGCAAAGAAACACAAGCCUCAGCAUGGUAAAAAUGGCAUGCCCGGACUUGGGGCGAGGCCGAUUAGUGCCUUGCCUCGCAGUCGACCCUCUCCACCUACCUCCUCUGGAAAGCCCAAGACGCUACCCAGUUCGUUUGAUGAUUUCUCGACCGGGUUUGACAACUUUGGUAGCUUUGGUCAAUCAGCAGGCUUUCUUAUGGGUGAGCCCAAGCUCAAAUUGAGAGGUCCAAGAUCCAAAACUGAACUUGUCCCAGAUGCUCCCCAGCGUCGUAAACAAAGCGGUGGCCAGGCAUUUGGGAAUAGAUACGACUUCAACUCGUCAUUAACGGCCGCCAAACACAACACCUAUGUUGUUUUGGGUGAGCACUCUGGCCUGGCUCCGAGGACAAGUACAAAGCAGUCUUCCCACGAAGUUCCUGCGACAACGUCUACGAAGAGCGUCGCCAUUGCUGCAUCCAAGUCUGAGACUGGCGUCAAUGAUCCAAAAGCGGGAGCAACCUCGGCCACUCCAACUGUUGCUCCCAUGACAUCCAAGCCCGCUGCUUUGGUGUCGGAAAAACCAUCACUUACCUCUCAGUCCUACCAGGAACUAGUGGACAAGUACUGCUUUUUUGGGACAGUCAAGUCGUCGGAACCUUUGACAAAGACUGCUCUGAGUAUGCUGGAUGGUGCUGCUGACUAUACGUCGGCGUCGGACCUCAGUACUGGUGGCAGUCCUGGAUCCUCGAAUUCGUCUGGUUCGUCAACUCCCACACCACCUCGAAGCAUGUCUCCGACAUCAUCCCUGCUGUCGUCUAGUAAGGCGCACGGUUCAUAUAUCGCUCGAUCAUCUUCGCCAAUGCCACGGUCGGGCCCGUAUUUCAGUUCUCGAUCUCAGUCGCCGGCCUCUUUUGGGUACCUGUACCACUCGGCAUCGCAGCGUACCUUGAUGUCCGAAACGCCCACUCCAACAGCGAUUCAAGGCUAG
Molecule: messenger RNA, 2334 nt
Organism: Rhinocladiella mackenziei CBS 650.93
Lineage: Eukaryota; Fungi; Ascomycota; Eurotiomycetes; Chaetothyriales; Herpotrichiellaceae
Exons: 2
Coding region: 1-2334 (777 amino acids)
Biological process (GO): regulation of glycogen biosynthetic process
Cellular component (GO): protein phosphatase type 1 complex
Molecular function (GO): protein phosphatase 1 binding; glycogen binding
Source: RefSeq, a predicted model, not a curated record